AUACGCACAAUAACACUGUGAUUGACAAGCCUUCACUGAUAUUUUUUAGUUUGGAAGCUUUCCCUUAAAUUAAAGGGCUGUUGUUUCAUUCAUUCUCUUUCUCCUUUCUUUUUCCUCUGCGUCAAUCAAACUGUAUCUUCUGAUUCUCAAGUUGAAUUAUUUACCGGCAAAUUGGAUGAGAAAUCGUUGAAUCUAGGGUUUCUGAUCGGAACUCUUCCGUUGAAUUGAAGAAUCCGAGCCAUUUCUCAUUUUUUAAAUGUGAUAAUAUUAUGGAUUGCAUUUUAUAGCUCAUGUUUGUGGUAAACCUAGCGUGCUAUUGUUUCCUUGAUUGAUAGUAGCGUGUCCUCUAUUGAAAGCUGCGAUUCGAGAUUUUUUUAUUCGUUGAGAAUGAUGUCUGUGGAGAGAUCAUUUGAAGCGUGGGAGGAGGUUCAGCGGCACGGCCAGGACUUAGCCGAUAAGCUUACGCAGGGCUUUACAGGUUUGAUUCAGUCUCACAUAACUCCGCCGACCUUCGCGUGGCCGAAUCCUCCCACGCCGAAACUGUUUGAAGUCGAGUUUCCGACGCAGAGUUUUAUGAAGAAUGACUUUGGACUGUCUUUGGAUAAGUCCACGAUAAAUGGCGUGACUGCUAUUUUUGACGUCGGGAACAGGAUAGGACAGGCGGGGGCUGAUUUUGGGGCGAGUUUUAAUGGUGGGGUUCAGCAAUUCUUCAGGCGGCUGCCACUGCCGUUCCGGCAUGAGGAGAGCGCUGGGGUGUCGUUGGUGGCAGAGGGUCACGGCCGGAGGGCGGAGAGUAUGGGAAUUUCCCUGCAGGAGGAUUUGGGGUCUCUGGCCGAACGAUUUAAAGAUUAUGGGAUUCCUGAAAACGGUGCUGCAGUGGUGGAGGGUUCAACUGAGGAUGAUACUUUGGCUGUUACUGCAAAAGCAUUGAAAAAGUUGGGCCGAGCACAGGGCACUAUCAAUGUCACAUCAACGUAUGACAGUAGAACCAGAAAUGUAGAGAGUUCUCUGGUUGCCAGAGGAGAUUUAUGGCGAGUUGAGGCAUCACAAGGAAGUUCAACAUCAGGAAAUAAUAAUUCUUCUCUUUUCCUUGUACAGCUUGGGCCUGUACUAUUUGUUCGGGAUUCCACUCUUCUUUUGCCUGUUCAUUUGUCAAAGCAGCACCUUCUGUGGUAUGGGUAUGAUAGGAAGAAUGGAAUGCAUUCUCUUUGUCCAGCUGUGUGGUCAAAGCAUAGGAGGUGGCUGUUAAUGUCAAUGAUCUGCCUCAACCCUUUUGCCUGUUCUUUCAUGGAUGUGCAGUUUCCUAAUGGCCAGGUAACCUAUGUAUCUGGUGAAGGUAUAUCAACCAGUGCAUUUCUGCCCCUCUGUGGUGGUCUGAUUCAAGCACAGGGUCAAUAUCCAGGAGAAAUGAAGCUUAGUUUCUCUUGCAAGAACAAGUGGGGAACACGCGUAACGCCUACAUGGCAGUGGCCCGACAAAUCUUUUGCUUUAAGAUUGGAGCAGGCAUUGGCCUGGAAGAGAUCUGGUCUGAUGGUGAGGCCAACAGUCCAAUUAAGUUUAUGUCCAACAUUUGGUGGAUGUUGUCCUGGAGUACAUAUGGAAGUUACCCACUCCGUGAAGGAUGAAUUGAAUCUUAGCUGUGGCUGUGCUCUUGUGAAUCAUCCUUCUGCUUUUGCAUCAGCAUCUGUUGGGAGGUCCAAGUGGAACGGAAAUGUUGGGAGUGCGGGAGUAGUUUUGAAAGUUGAAACUCCGCUCGAUCAUUUUGGCAGACCUUCUUUCUCUGUUCAGGCAACAUGUGCCCAUUGUCGUUUCAGUUGCACUUGAAGCUUAGUCAUCUCUUCUAAUGGCGACCUGUGUCGGUGGGUCGUGGAUGGAAUGGUCUCUGUAAUCAACUGAGAAGAUCAUGCACAGGAUCUGUGUGUUUCUGUAUAUAAAUGUCAGAAAUAUGUCAUGCCACAAGAUCUAGAACAAGGAAAAAUUAUUUUGUUCUAAGUA
This is a messenger RNA of Salvia hispanica, 1995 nucleotides long. The record is from RefSeq and is a predicted model, not a curated record. Lineage: Eukaryota; Viridiplantae; Streptophyta; Magnoliopsida; Lamiales; Lamiaceae.